Molecule: messenger RNA, 2913 nt
Organism: Cyprinodon variegatus (sheepshead minnow)
Lineage: Eukaryota; Metazoa; Chordata; Actinopteri; Cyprinodontiformes; Cyprinodontidae
Product: P2Y purinoceptor 3-like
Exons: 1
Coding region: 208-1611 (467 amino acids)
Biological process (GO): G protein-coupled receptor signaling pathway
Cellular component (GO): membrane
Molecular function (GO): G protein-coupled receptor activity; oxysterol binding
Source: RefSeq, a predicted model, not a curated record
CUUUGUGAAUAACAUAUAUCUGUAGAGUGAAACAUUCAGAACACAUUUGUUGCUGCUUUUCAUGGACUUGAUUGUUUCUGGUCCCUACUAAUUUAUCUGUGUCUUUGUUUCUAGGGUAACGGCAGCCGGCAGAGAUGGCCAUUCAUGGGCGAGAUAACCCAAGGAUGUGAAAAUGACGACCAGUUUUCCUGAUGGAUCUCUGAACAAAUGAACUUUUUCAUGAACAUAGCUUCCUCCCCCCCAAUGUCCUCCAACAGUGAAGAGUUUCCUAUCAUUAGCACCACUAUGCCCCAGGAUGUUGUUAGCUCCUCCUCUCCUGCUCCCUCUUCUCCUCCUGCUUCAUCCUGCAGUAUCAAUGAAUCCUAUAAGUACAUCUUCCUCCCCAUAUGUUACUCGUUCACUUUCCUAUUCAGCAUCACCCUGAACUCUGUUAUCCUCUACCGUUCCUUCCGUCAAACGAAGCGCUGGAAUGCCUCCCUCAUAUACAUGGUCAACCUGGCCUCCACAGACUUCAUGUAUGGACUGUCUUUGCCAUUUCUUGUGGCUAGUUAUAUAAUGCAUGACCGCUGGGUCUUUGGGGACUUCAUGUGCCGCCUGGUCCGCUUCCUCUUCUACUUUAAUCUCUAUUGCUCCAUCUUCUUCCUCACUUGCAUCUCUGUUCACAGAUACCUCGGCAUCUGCCACCCAAUGAAAGUGAUCACACUAGAGACCAAGAAAGCUGUCAAGAACACUUGCAUUUUGGUCUGGAUUGUAGUGUUUGCUUUGACUUGCCCUAUUUUCCGGUUUGCUCAGACUGGGCACAUAACCAAAAUGGCUGGAACAUGGACCAGUGCAACCACCACUAUUUACAAUGGGAGCCAUGAUGCAUCUUCUGUAAAAGGCAACAACAGCUACAAUGACCUGGAAUCACUUAUUGUGGGAUACCAGAACUGUUGGGACGAUGCCAUAGACAAAGAGUUUCUUCACUAUGUUCCCUAUGGAAUCAUUCUACAUUUACUGGGCUUUUUUGUGCCAUUUUCCAUAAUUGCUUGGUGUUACUCUCAAGUAGUACUUACCAUAUUUAAGACCUUGAAAUCUCGACCCUCUUCCCGCAAAGGACCAAGAAAUGGAGACUGCAACGUUGCGGAGAGAAGAGGUAGAAGCGGCUCUUCACUUGUUGGGAGAGAAAGCAAUGGUGUAUUGGGGGCGAUAGGGAAGGAUGAUGAGAUAACAGUUUUCCUCGGUGCUCACUCUCCAUAUGCAAGUCGCAGACGUAAAUCUAUCAGGACUAUCAUCACCAUCACCCUGCUCUUUGCUCUAUGUUUUUUCCCCUUCCACGUUACUAGAACCAUCUUUCUGUUGCUGAAGGUGGCUAAGAGAGUCCCCUGUCAAACCAUGACAACAGUAUCCAUGUGCUACAAGAUCACACGGCCUCUAGCUUCCUUCAAUGCUUGGCUCAAUGCUCUUCUGUACUUCCUGACUAAAGACAAGGUGGGGGCUCACUGCUGUCCAGUGGCAAAAUCCUCAAGUCAACAGCAAUCGAGACUCAUACUGCCACUGAGGACGAUGGGGAGGGCAGAGAGUCCAAUCAAGGAAACAAUAGGAGACCAGAUUAUCAAUGAACGAAAGUAAGAAUGUAACAGCCUAAGAUGGACGCUACAGUGAGGAAAAUAAGUACACCCUGCUAUUUUGCAAGUUUUUCCACUUAGAAAUAAUGGAGAGAUCUGAAAGUGUCACCAUACGUGCCUGUCCACAGAGAUAGACAUAAUCUAAAAAAAAAGAAAUCCGGAAAUCACAAUGUAUUAAUUUUUUUAAACUAUUUAUUGGUAAGAUACAGCUGCAGAUAAGUAUCUGAACAGCUUAGAAUAUUUGGUACAGUACCCUUCCAGAGGUCAAAUGUUUCCUGUAGUUUUUUACCAGGUUUGCACACACUGCAGGAGGGAUUUUGGCCCACUCCUCCGGACAGAUCUUUUCUAGAUGUUUCAGGUUUUUGGGCUUUCGCUGAGAAACACUGAUGUUGAGCUCCCUCCAAAGAUUCUCUAUUGGGUUUAGGUCUGGAGUCUGGCUAGGCCAUGCCAGAACCUUGAUCUAAUUCUUCCAGAGCUGCACCUUGGUUAUCCUGGCUGUUUGUUUCGGGUCAUUGUGAUGCUGGAAGACACAGCCUCCACCCAUCUUCAGUGCCCUAACUGAUGGAAGGAGGUUGCUCCCCAAAAUCUGGCAAUACAUGACCCCGGUCAUCCUCUCCUUAAUACAGUGCAGUCACCCUGUCCCAUGUGCAGAAAAACACCCCCAAAGCAUGAUGCUACCACCCCCAUGCUUCACGGUAGGGAUGGUGUUAUGUGGUGGAAUUAUGACCACAUGAUUUUUCCCAUGACUCCUCUGGAUCAUCCAGAUGCUCAUUAACUGCCGAUGAGCCUUAAAAUACGCUGAUUUAAGCAAAGGGACCUUCCAUGCCAUGCAUGAUUUCCAAUCAUGACGUCUUAGUGUGUAACCAUGGAAACAGUGGUCCCAGCUCUUUACAGGUCAUUGACCAGCUCCUCCCAUGUAGUUCUUGGCUGAUUUCUCACCUUUCUAGGGAUCAUUGAGACCUCACCAGGUGAGACCUUCCAUGGAGCCCCAGUCUGAGGGAGAUUGACAGUCAUGUUUAGCUUCUUCCAUCUAAUGAUUGCUCCAACAGUGGAGCUUUUUCCACCAGGCUGCUUUACAAUUGGUCUACAAUUUAGUCUCUAUUGUCUUUAGGCAGCUCUUUGGACCAUGUUAGUGGUUGGAUUCUUAGUGAUUGUAUGGGGUGGACAGGUGUCUUUAUGUAGCUAACGACCUUAAACAGGUGCAUCUAAUUUAGGAUAAUAAAUGGAGUUGGACAUUUUGAAGGCAGACUUACAGGACUUUGAGGGUGAGAAUUCCAGCUGAUAGACAGGUGGUUGAAUACUUAGU